AUGUAUAAAAAGUUACGACACAGUUGUAAAAGCAUCACAACAGUUUGUGAAGCCAAAACAACCACUUCAUUCAAGAUGAAAUUCCAAGCUAUCCUUCUCGCCGCCGUGGCCUGCGCUGCCCUCGCCUCCCCCGCUCCCGCACCCGCCCCCGAAGGCAUGGAGUGGACCGCGACCUACGGCAGCUACCCGCUCAACUACUACCGCUCCUACCCGCUGGCUUACCGCUACUACACCGCCCCACUCACCGCGCCGCUCGCCGCCCCGCUCGCCGCCCGCAUCGCCGCUCCGAUAGUGGCGCCGCUCACGGUGGAUGCCAUCAAGUCUUAUGACCCGGAGUACUUCGCUUCCAUGUACGGAUUCUACCCGACUGCCAAUUGUAAAAGCAUCACAACAGUUUGUGAAGCCAAAACAACCACUUCAUUCAAGAUGAAAUUCCAAGCUAUCCUUCUCGCCGCCGUGGCCUGCGCUGCCCUCGCCUCCCCCGCUCCCGCACCCGCCCCCGAAGGCAUGGAGUGGACCGCGACCUACGGCAGCUACCCGCUCAACUACUACCGCUCCUACCCGCUGGCUUACCGCUACUACACCGCCCCACUCACCGCGCCGCUCGCCGCCCCGCUCGCCGCCCGCAUCGCCGCUCCGAUAGUGGCGCCGCUCACGGUGGAUGCCAUCAAGUCUUAUGACCCGGAGUACUUCGCUUCCAUGUACGGAUUCUACCCGACUGCCAAGUGA
Plutella xylostella (diamondback moth) is the source of this 729-nucleotide messenger RNA. NCBI's taxonomy places the organism in Eukaryota, Metazoa, Arthropoda, Insecta, Lepidoptera, Plutellidae. The record is from RefSeq and is a predicted model, not a curated record.